Messenger RNA from Clonostachys byssicola, 1392 nucleotides. NCBI's taxonomy places the organism in Eukaryota, Fungi, Ascomycota, Sordariomycetes, Hypocreales, Bionectriaceae. The record is from the annotation of a GenBank genome assembly.
AUGGGUAUCCUUUCGAUCUCGAAGGGAGCUGAACCUGAUACCGUAAUCCGGGAGAUAGAAGCAGCAGAGUCAAACUUUAGGGCGCUUGUAGACGCGGCCAUGACAAUCUCGUCUCCUAGAAGUUUGCUGGUCAACUUUGCCGGUGAAAUCGACAUCACACCGCUCACAAAUCUGGUGAAUGACCUGAUACUUCUUUUUCACGUCUUCCGUCGCAUUGCAUUGAAGGCAAUCGAUGCCCAGUCUGCGUUGAGAGAGGUCCCACCAAACAUCAUGAAGAACAACCAUUACAACACUCUCUGCCCCCUUACAGUGUUCCUUCGCAUCAUCGCCGGCGCUCUCAGCCGGGUCAACCUUCGAGAGGUGAACCUGGAUGAUAUGUUCUCCGAAUGGGGUCCAAUAAAGCCUCUUCGGAACGUCAUGGUCCAACUUCAGAAGAACUUUCAAACAAUCCCAGUAGGGCACAACGAAGUACUCCCAGGUUUUGCGAAUUGCAUUAUCCUCCACGAGGAACACUCUAAGUUCACGGUUUCCCCCACUGCGGCGGCUUAUUAUGCCCUGGCGGGCAUCAAUGCUCGUGCAACCGCCGUCCGAAGCCUUUUCCUUCAACAACUCAGAGCUGGCUGCGGACCUGAGGUGCGCGACCGAAUCGCAAAAAUAGAACUGCUUUCGCGGGACUUGGCGAAUUAUCACAAGACUAGAAGGGGCGCGGAAAGUGAUGAGUGGGAUGGUAAUCCUUUCAGUGGCCCUGGGAGCAACCGAGUCAAGGUUGGAGGGUUUGGUGCAUCCAUGACGCCAAAGGGAGGGUACAAGCUGGCGUGUAUUGUCGAUUUUUGGCGUUUUGAAAUGGAGAGGCCAGCAGCUGUUGAGGAGCGUGCCCUAGGGGCGUUAAUUUCUUCAGGUGGCAUAAGAGGCGCGUGGAAUGCCACCUCAUGCGCAGAAUGGGAGCUAUGGCUCACUAAGCUGUCUCGUCAGGACGUCCAACCCGUCCCGUUCGAUACAGUUUACCCUGUUAGGGAGGAUAUGGCCAAGUCCGCUACCUGGACGCGCAUGGCUUCUCCAGCUAGUGCCACUCGUGCUCCUUCGAGUGGCAAGAGGGCCGCAGUUGGUUCGAGGGUAGAGGUGGCCGCAGUGUUGCGAGAACCCGUACCGUACUCCAUUGAGUCCAGGUUGACGUUUCCGGAAAACGGGGAGAAGAAACCAACGCCCGGAAUAGCGUUCCCUCGUUCCCAGAAGACAACUCAACGUCAGCAACCCACAGUGUCCGGAGGUGAACCAUCGGUUAUUGUUACCAAAACGAAUUCUUUUACCAUUCAAAGCAGGCGCCCUGAGGCGAAGCCGACGUCAGAUCAGCCUGGAAAGAGGAGAGGGAUGUUCUCUAAAAUGUUUAGUUAA